GUUUUGGUAACGGCAAGGAAGGACCUGUCAUUUACCCUGGUCCAGCUAAUUUCUAAUCUAAUCAGCUGUUUCCCGGCAAAAAAACAGCACUAAUUUAACAACAAAUGUAACUGUUUGGACACAGAGACAAAAUGGGAUUCACACGGAGUCGCUUUCUUGGCGGUAAGCCGUCGAAAGCGCCGCUGCUGCUGCCUUUUCUGCUCACAGUCCUGCUCGUCGGGAGCCAAGGCGACGGCGGUGCGAUGGACAACGGCGCAACUGAGAGGAUAGCAGAGGAAAGCCACCGACAGGACAGUGCCUACCUACUGAUAUUCAUAAUGCUCUUGACGCUCACCAUACUAACCAUAUGGCUUUUCAAACACCGCCGAUUCAGGUUCCUGCACGAAACAGGGCUUGCCAUGAUCUAUGGACUGUUGGUGGGUGUGAUCCUGCGGUUUGGCAUCCACGCCCCCCAAAGCAUGAGCGACGUGAUUCUCAGCUGUGCCGCUAACGGCAGUCCUGCCACUCUCUUGGUCAAUGUCAGCGGACGGUUCUAUGAGUACACUCUGAAGGGGGAAGUCGGACAGGGCAAAGGUCACCAAGUGCAGGACGAUGAGAUGCUGAGAAAGGUGACCUUUGACCCAGAGGUGUUUUUCAACAUUUUGCUGCCUCCCAUUAUUUUCCAUGCAGGUUACAGUCUGAAAAGGAGACACUUUUUCAGGAACAUCGGUUCUAUCCUCGCCUAUGCUUUCAUCGGAACAGUUAUAUCCUGCUUUGUUAUUGGACUGAUCAUGUAUGGCUUUGUGUCCUUCAUGAAAGUCGUGGGGCAGCUUGGUGGAGAUUUUUACUUUACUGAUUGCCUCUUCUUUGGGGCCAUCGUUUCAGCAACAGAUCCUGUGACAGUCCUCGCCAUCUUCAAUGAGCUAAAGGUAGACGUGGACCUCUACGCUUUACUGUUUGGGGAGAGCGUCCUCAACGAUGCCGUCGCCAUCGUCCUCUCCUCUGUUCUCCUCCGCUUCGAAAAGCUGGGAAGGCAUGGUGCUGGAGCUGUGCGCUCCGCAAGAAACGAGAGCUCACUGUUACCUGAGGUGUCCGAGGAAUGGCUGGGAGAAAACCAGACAGUGACUCCUCGUUCCAUUGUGGCGUACCAGCCUGCAGGCGACAACAGCCACAGCUUUGAGGCCAUGGCCAUGUUGAAGUCCUUCGGCGUCUUUCUGGGCGUCUUCAGCGGCUCUUUUGCUCUCGGUGUUGUUACAGGAGUUGUGACCGCCCUCGUCACCAAGUUUACUAAGCUGCGGGACUUCCCCUUGUUGGAGACGGCGCUCUUUUUCCUGAUGUCCUGGAGCACCUUUCUCUUGGCGGAGGCCUGCGGGUUCACAGGUGUCGUUGCUGUGCUGUUCUGUGGGAUCACUCAGGCCCACUACACCUACAAUAAUCUCUCACCAGACUCUCAAGACAGGACCAAACAGUUGUUUGAGCUGCUGAACUUCCUGGCAGAGAACUUUAUCUUCUCCUACAUGGGUCUGACGCUCUUCUCCUUCCAGUCGCACGUCUUCAACCCUCUCUUCAUUGUCGGAGCCUUCGUGGCAGUGUUUCUGGGCAGGGCUGCAAACAUCUACCCUCUGUCCUUCCUCCUCAACCUGGGCCGCAAGAACAAGAUCGGAUACAACUUUCAGCACGUUAUGAUGUUUGCAGGUCUGCGUGGGGCGAUGACCUUUGCACUUUCCAUUCGAGACACAGCGACUUAUGCCCGUCAGAUGAUGUUUUCAACCACACUCCUGAUCGUUUUCUUCACUGUGUGGAUCUGUGGUGGUGGCACCACACCCAUGCUAUCUUUCAUGAGCAUACCGGUGGGUGUGGACUCUGAUCAAGACAACGCUAAUUCAGGCGCGUUGGAUGGGUCACAGCGGAGGAGCACCAAACACGAGAGCGCCUGGCCUUUUAGGAUAUGGUACAACUUUGACCACAACUACCUGAAACCUCUCCUGACACACAGCGGUCCGCCUCUCACUGCUACUCUGCCUGCAUGCUGCGGACCACUGGCUCGAUGCCUCACCAGCCCACAGGCCUAUGAGAAUGAAGGUCAGCUCCAUGACGACGACUCUGACUUCAUCCUGAACGAUGCCAGCGUGAGCUCCAUGUACGCCGACGUCACCGUCAGCACGGACGCGUCCGGAUCCCGCACCGUCAACCCCAAGCACUCCUCGACCGCCCGCGCCGGGGGUGGUGUAGGUUCUUUCGAUGAAGGUCUGGAUCACGAGCUCUCCGUGGCAGAACACGAAGUGGCGAUCCGGGGAACGCGGCUGGUCUUGCCCAUGGAUGACCCCGUGGAGGCCCCGACUACCGUCACCCUGCCUCCACCACCCUCCCCCCCGCGCUCUGAACCUCACAGGCACAGACUGUAAGAAAGCUGCCGCUCUGAGGACACAGUUUGUUGUUUCCAACUUAAAAUAAAAAAAUACACACCAUACAUACGACUGAUCAAAAUAAUGACAUAUUUAAAAAAACAAAACAAAUGAAUUCUUUGGGAUUUUCAAUCAGAAAGCACAGAUUGAUUUUCUCACCACCAAUCCAUCUAACAUGCAGUUUUAAAAUAGUUUGAGCUUGAUUUAAGUCGGGAUAACUGUGACACUGAAUGUGACGUGAGGGACUUUUAAAUCAAGAGCUUCUCGAUUUUAUAGGUUACAUUUCACCCCGUAUGAGGAGGCUUCAUUUGCUCCUGUGUUUAUCCCACACUGGUGAUAUGGCAGCGCUCUCUAUAAACCUAGCUGUAUACACAGUUCACAUUUUUCCAGCUCCUUUUGUGUGUUUCUACCUAAAGAUAAGCACCACGCAUAACACUGAAGGGCGUUAAAGCCCAUCUACACUACAGUUUGGUAACUAAUCCCACUAACAUAUCCACAGACUGGCUCACUUUAACACUAGUUAUUGUUCCCAGAGUUCAUCAGCAGUUCAAGCAUGUGAUUAGGAGAUUAUCAAAGGAGGAAGCAAACAAAGACCUGAGCAGAACAAACAGGCAGGUACUGAUUAAAGAGAACGAACUGCAUCCACACCAGUGCCCAGGAGCAUCUCCACCAUCUUAGAUUUUAGCACUGCCUCUAAAUCAGUCUGUUUACGGUUUGAUUUAUUUAUUUAACAUUGAUUUCUUUAACAAAAUGAUUUAUUUAUAUGCUGAUUCAUUUAGUUUAUUUAUUAUCUAUUUAUUUGUAUUUUUGUGUAAGAUUUCUUUUUGGUGAAAGGCUCCUAUUGCGACUUUUUUCCGAGGGGUGGAGGGCGUAAUAGCGCUACAGAUUUCUUCACAGGUGGAGGCGAUUAUUCCUUCCUGGACUGUAUGCAUGUUUAAAAAAAUGUCUCCUUUCUGUACUGUAGCAGAAGCUGUAACUUUAUAUUUGGAAACUAGAGCUUCCCUGUGUGUGUAUUUUACGUGUGUGUGUGUGUGUGUGUGUGUGUGUGUGUGUGUGUAUGUGUGUGUGUGUGUGUGUGGCAGUCUGGCCAAGUAUACUGAUGUGGUUAUUAGGGCUAAUAUUAGUUUAUUUCUCGAUUUUCUGCCUCCAUCUGGUUGAGUUUAAAAAAACAAAACAAGCUUCUAUGUGUUUGUGAUGUCUCAUCAAAGAAAACUGACAGCUGGCUGAACUGUUAUGAAUUAAAGUGCCUAUUCAGAAGCUCAUUUACUUAAUGUAGAUUUGUACAUAUUUUGAUUUGCUAACAUGCAGUAAGGUGAUUUUUUAUUUUAUUUUUUAAUUUAAUUUAAUUUUUUUGUAUGAUGUAAAAUCUUUUCGACUGAUUAGGCCAUUCAUUGACUGCCUGUGGUGUAACUCAGUACAUUCGGUCCUAAAGAGCCCAAAAGAGUGCAAAUGAUAUAAUAAAUAAUGUUGUGCUUGCAUUAAUGGAUAGAAACACACAUAUUUUUCAAACGUAGGCAUUCUGUGAUCAAAGUUCCUAAGUGAAAUUUAUCAAAACGCUUAUGUGACAUGUGAAAAUGAAGUAACAAUGAGCGGAUUCUGAAUGUUGAGGGGACGUUACUCGAGCUCCCGGAUGGUGUUGUUCCCUUAUUUGGGAACCAGGCUCAUCAAAUAUGUUCUGACCUCACUGGGAGAUGUCUCCUCAGAUAAUCCACACCCUUGUUUGUGCUCACCAGGCACGUCUCACAUAGCUACAACUAUUUUGAUGCCUAAAGAGAAAGUCGGUCAAAAUUAGACCUCGUAAAAAAAAUACAUGGGUUUUAAUUGUGCCGAGCUCCAAAUGUGUUGUCUUUUUGAUCUUCGAGCAGUAUUGAGGUUUGAGAUUCUUACACAAAUGUGGACAUGCACCUCUUUGAAUAUUUGAAAUAUAAAAAUUUGCUUGUGGAAACUGUGUAUGUGAUUGUUACACCUGCAAUGGGUUGAUAAGUGGAUGUUUUAAAAAAUGUUGGAGAUUAUAAUUUCAGAUGAAAUUAAUUUUUUCCCUGUUUAGUCCUAAAGUUAUUAACAACAGUGUGUUUUCAGUCUGACAACUUGUGAGUUCUACUGAAAUUAAAUAAAAAUACUUUUAGUGAUAUUAAA
This is a messenger RNA of Maylandia zebra (zebra mbuna), 4520 nucleotides long. Lineage: Eukaryota; Metazoa; Chordata; Actinopteri; Cichliformes; Cichlidae. The record is from RefSeq and is a predicted model, not a curated record.